GUCGACGUAAAAAAAAUUACAACUUAGAUAAGGUGUAUAAUGAUUGUUACAUUGUUGGAUUUUGACUUUAUUUUUCUUAAGUUAGAUCUUAGUUUUGUGCUAUAAAUAUCAUUGGUACAUGGAUCUUUUAUUGAAUCAUUUUAAAUUAAAGUCUUAAUAUCAUCAAAAAAUGUGGAGAAUUACAUUAUACUUUUUCAUUCUUUUUACAAUUGACUCAACAUUAGUUAAUGGUGAAUCAAAAGUUCCAUGCUUUUUUAUAUUUGGAGAUUCGUUAUCAGAUGUUGGCAACAAUAAUAUCCUCAAUACAACGGAUAAAUCAAAUUAUUUACCUUAUGGUGUUGACUUUCCUGGUCAAAUUCCUACAGGAAGGUUUACUAAUGGUCGUACCAUAGAAGAUUUUAUUUCUCAACUUUUGGGAUUUCAGAGAUAUAUAAACCCAUAUAGUACUCAAAUGGAUAAAGAUAUAUUGAGGGGCGUCAAUUUUGCAUCUGGUGCUGCUGGAAUUCUCCCCAAAACUGGAUCACGAUGGGGUGAUCGAGUUGGGAUGGAUCAACAAUUAAAAAAUUUCAAUACAACAAUCUCAAAGCUUAAAUCGAUGGUUGGUGGUCCUGUCACUAACUAUUUAAACAAGUGUUUGUACACUAUUAACAUUGGUAGCAAUGACUACAUUGAUAAGUAUUUCAUGACAAAAAACUAUCCUACUGGUAACCAAUUUGCCACUAACCAAUAUGCAAGACAACUUAUUGCUCGGUACAAACUUCAAUUACAGGCAUUAUAUGAUUCUGGUGCGAGAAAGAUUACGGUGUUUGGAUUACCUCAAAUAGGUUGCACUCCAGCUGCAUUCAUUAGAUUUAAUUCAACCAAAUGUGUUAAUGAAGUCAACCAAGCAGUAGAAGCAUUUAAUACAAUGCUUGUUUCUUUAGUGGAUUCUUUCAAUGCAAAGCUUCAUAUGGCCAAUUUCACGUUCAUUAAUUUGUAUUCCAUGCAAGCCUCAACUUCACCUCCAUCAGGCUCUGAUACGAAACAUGCUUGUUGCAAAUUAAGAAGUGAUUUCUUAUGUGAGCCAUUGUCGACACCUUGCCAAAAUAGGAAGUCGUAUGAAUUCAUGGAUGGAUUUCAUCCAACCGAAAUUGUAAAUGAAAUAGUAUCAAAUAUUAUUUUUAACCCUCCCAAUUCAUUUGUUCAUCCUAUGAGUAUUAGUCAAUUAAUUAACUAAUAGCAUGGAUCAAAGAUAUAUUUAUACUGUUAUAUCAAUUUUGAGAUUAACAUUGUGGAUUAGUAAAAUUUAUACUCUCCCAUUUUAUUAAUUUGGAUCUUUUUAUGUUGCUAAUCAAUUAUUGUGCUCUAUUUUGAAGAACCAUGUUCAAUGUUUCUCUCCCUUUAAGG
This is a messenger RNA of Spinacia oleracea (spinach), 1386 nucleotides long. RefSeq names its product GDSL esterase/lipase At1g29660-like. Bases 170 to 1216 code for a protein of 348 amino acids. NCBI's taxonomy places the organism in Eukaryota, Viridiplantae, Streptophyta, Magnoliopsida, Caryophyllales, Amaranthaceae. The record is from RefSeq and is a predicted model, not a curated record. The transcript has 5 exons. Gene Ontology annotation, molecular function: hydrolase activity, acting on ester bonds.